Molecule: messenger RNA, 1320 nt
Organism: Naegleria fowleri
Lineage: Eukaryota; Heterolobosea; Eutetramitea; Acrasida; Naegleriidae
Exons: 2
Coding region: 1-1320 (439 amino acids)
Source: RefSeq, a predicted model, not a curated record
AUGGUACGAUCGGAACAAACAACGAAUCGGACAGGUGUUGUCUUGUCUUCAGAAAGUGAUGGUCAUCAUCGUCAUUCACAGAGUACACUCCUUUCACAAUUUAUGAAUCUUGUAUUUCCUAAAAUUAUUUCUUCAACUGCUGUGAUGAGUGGAUUAUUAAAUCAUUCCAAUCAAAGACCUACUACUACUCUCUCCAAUCAAUCACAUUCUUCAGACAUUCAAAGAGUGAUUGGAAGUGAAAGAGAAAUGUUCGACAAAAUUAAUCCUGAAACUCUUCAAAUUGAAAAAUAUAAUGUGUUGUCGGAUAAAUCCAUUUACUCGAAAAGACCUUUGUAUGAUGAGAAUAGAUUUCAGGAAGAUCAUGAUGAUUUAAUGGCAUUGGAAUGGAGAAGAAAUCGAGAAUUGGAACAAGAUGUACAAAAAAAAGAAUCAUUCAAAAAAAGAAUGUCAGAAAUUACAGGAAGUGAACAUCAGAAUGAACCUACCCAAAAGGAAUCUGUUAUUCCUUCGAACGAUAAUGACAAAAUAGGAUUAUUAGAAUCUUAUCUUGUUAAUAAGGAUGAAUCAGAGAACCUACCAACAACUCGAAGAGUGAAAUCUUCAUCCAUUUCAGGAAUUUCAAAUGCAACCAAUGUCACACAUUUAUAUUCCACGCUUCUUCCAGAGUUAAGAAAUGAAUUAAGAAGAAAAGGACUGAAACAAGUUGGAUUCAUUCGAUUCAACACUAAUACAAUCACUUCAGAUGAUGCACUCGCAAAAUUAAGACAAUCCACCAAAGAUACUCAUAAUCCAUUUAAUCCAAUGGCAUUCGAAGAUCCAUCUUUGAGAAUACUUGCUCCUAAACAAUGGCAAGGUGCUCUUCCAUCUCCUGCAAAAGAUGAUAUUAUUCAAAGUGCUAUUUCAGGUUUACAAUCACACUUUUCACUGAGUUCAAAUUUCAUCAAACAAGGAGAAAUGAUUGAAUAUAAUUUCUCAGUGACAAGACAACAUCAGGAUCAGUCAUACGGAUCUCAGUCAAAUAAUGCAUUGAAAUCUAUUUCUCUACAACUUGUCAUUUCACUUUCACAGGUUGAGAAAUCAAGAACUCUUUUACAAAGCAAGAAAACUUUUCAAUUUGAAGGGUAUGAUGCUCACUCAUCUUCACACAAUGUGAUUGUCAUGCAACAACAACAAAUUCCUCUCAACAUUCAAACUGCAUCUCUUGAGCCAGGAACCUAUCAGUUAUUUGCACAAGUGCUAUUGUUUUUACCAAACUCAACAACCUCUACAAUAUUAUCAUCCCAUGGACCUUAUGAUAUUCAUAUCAUUCCAAAAAACUGA